AAUCCUAUUAUUUCUUUUGCAAUUUCAAACCCCAAGAAACUCAGAUUAUUACUAUGUUUGUUAUCUUUUGUUAUUUUGGUCUUUUUUAGUUAAUCCAUUUUCCUUCAUUAGCUUCCAAAAUUUUCCACUUUUAGAAGAGCUUCUCAUCAUUUAUAUAUAUACUUGCUUUUUCAUAUCACAAUAUGAUCUUUAUCUAGUCUCGUGAUUUAUAAGGCCUUUUCUGGGUGUAUUUGUAUAAAAAUGGAGAACAUGGGGGAUUGGGAGCAAAAGACUCUUGUAAACGAACUAACGCUAGGGAGAGAGUUAGCAAGGCAACUCCAAAUCCACCUCAACGUCCCAUCAUCUUCUCGAGAAACCCGUGAAAUGUUGGUCCAGAAGAUCCAAGCUUCUUAUGAAAAGGCACUUUCGAUGCUAAAUUUGAGCAGCUCAAUAACAGAGCCAAAUCCCAGAGGAUCGGUAGCCAUUGGAUUGUCUGAGUCCCCGCAUUCCCUUAGUGGAAGUCCCCGGAGUGAAGACUCUGACCGGGACUUCAAGGACCUCGACCCUAAAGAUGGGUCUAGGAAAAGGAAAGGCACGCCAAGGUGGACACAACAAGUGCGAGUUAGCCCAGCGAUGGGACUAGAAGGGUCUCUUGAUGAUGGCUUUAGCUGGAGAAAAUAUGGCCAGAAGGGCAUACUUGGAGCUAAAUAUCCAAGGGGCUAUUAUAGGUGCACUCAUCGAAUUGUCCAAGGAUGUUUGGCAACAAAGCAAGUGCAACGAUCAGAUGAAGACCCUACCAUCUUCGACAUUACCUACCGUGGAAGGCACACUUGCACCCAAGCCUCCCAUAUGCUCCCUCCUUCACAGCCACUCGAGAAUCAGGAACGAAUAAAUACCGGUAUGGAGCCCCAGCCACCCCAACAAAAUCUACAACAACAAUCGCAAGAUCUCUUGUUGAACUAUCGUUCGGGCCUUAAAGUCAUAACCGAAGGAUUGGACUCGCAUCAGCAAUCAGUUAUUCCUCCCUUUCACUUCCCUUCUGCAUCAAAUGUUAAGGUAGAAAACCAAGUGUUUCCGCCUUCUAUGGUGGAAAAGAGCUUCAUGGGGAAUUAUUCUCCCUCUUUCCUAUCUCCUUCGACGUCCGGAACACACUAUUUCUCUGCAUCUUCAAGUGGGAUGUACCAGUACAGCUUUGGAGGGAAUCAGAAUUUUCGGACUUCUGCUGAGUCUGAGCUGACUGACAAAAUAUCUGCUGCCACUUCAACUACCGACUCUCCCACUGUUGGUUUGGACCCAUUUAGCAAUGUAGAAUUUGAUCCAAACUUCACAUUUGACAACUCAGGAUUCCUUUCAUAGUUCCAUGCUCAGCUUGGGAAUCAAGUAAAGUGAAGAUACCUAAAGCAUCUGAUCAGCAACUUGCACCCUGGUGGAUAGUGAAAAAUUGUCUUAACAAAGAAAUAGACGAGUUAGUUGAUUUGUUGGCCAAGAAAUUUUUUCUUCGGCGGUUUUGAAUAAAAGCAUGUUGCAACAGGUUUUGAGUUUUUUUAAUUUUUAAUUAGGAUUUUUUUUGUCUGGU
Molecule: messenger RNA, 1555 nt
Organism: Hevea brasiliensis (rubber tree)
Lineage: Eukaryota; Viridiplantae; Streptophyta; Magnoliopsida; Malpighiales; Euphorbiaceae
Product: probable WRKY transcription factor 53
Exons: 4
Coding region: 241-1335 (364 amino acids)
Biological process (GO): regulation of DNA-templated transcription
Cellular component (GO): nucleus
Molecular function (GO): transcription cis-regulatory region binding; DNA-binding transcription factor activity
Source: RefSeq, a predicted model, not a curated record